Messenger RNA from Leopardus geoffroyi (Geoffroy's cat), 1039 nucleotides. RefSeq names its product sodium voltage-gated channel beta subunit 2 (gene SCN2B). Gene Ontology annotation, biological process: cardiac muscle cell action potential involved in contraction; regulation of sodium ion transmembrane transporter activity; membrane depolarization during cardiac muscle cell action potential. Gene Ontology annotation, cellular component: voltage-gated sodium channel complex; membrane. The transcript has 4 exons. NCBI's taxonomy places the organism in Eukaryota, Metazoa, Chordata, Mammalia, Carnivora, Felidae. Gene Ontology annotation, molecular function: sodium channel regulator activity. The coding region runs from base 208 to 855 and encodes 215 amino acids. The record is from RefSeq and is a predicted model, not a curated record.
CUUACACACUCCCUCUCUCUUUUUAGCAGCAACAUAUAAGCCGGCCAUAUUAGAGAGAUGGAAAUAAAGCUUCCUUAAUGUUGUAUGUGUCUUUGAAGUACAUCUGUGCAUUUUUUUUUAGCAUCUAACCAUUCCUCCCUUGUAGCCCUCGGCCCCUCAAACCACCCUCUCCCAUAUCCCACCCGACUAACAUCUCAGUCUCUGAAAAUGCACAGAGAUGCCUGGCUACCUCGCCCUGCCUUCAGUCUCACGGGGCUCAGUCUCUUUUUCUCUUUGGUGCCACCAGCGCGGAGCAUGGAGAUCACGGUACCUACCACCCUCAACGUCCUCAAUGGCUCCGACGCCCGCCUGCCCUGCACCUUCAACUCCUGCUACACGGUGAACCACAAACAGUUUUCCCUGAACUGGACCUACCAGGAGUGCAGCAACUGCUCUGAGGAGAUGUUCCUCCAGUUCCGCAUGAAGAUCAUCAACCUGAAGCUGGAGCGUUUCCGAGACCGCGUGGAGUUCUCGGGGAACCCCAGCAAGUACGAUGUGUCGGUGACGCUGAGGAGCGUGCAGCUCGAGGACGAGGGCAUCUACAACUGCUACAUCAUGAACCCGCCCGACCGCCACCGGGGCCACGGCAAGAUCUACCUACAGGUCCUCAUGGAAGAGCCCCCUGAGCGGGACUCCACGGUGGCAGUGAUCGUGGGCGCCUCCGUGGGCGGCUUCCUGGCGGUGGUCAUCUUGGUGCUGAUGGUAGUAAAGUGCGUGAGGAGGAAAAAAGAGCAGAAACUGAGCACGGAUGACCUGAAGACAGAGGAGGAGGGCAAGACAGACGGAGAGGGCAAUGCGGACGAUGGCACCAAGUAACGCGGCGGCCCGGCCGCCCCUCCCUCGCGUCCUGUCUUCUUCCCCCUGCCCUGCACCGUGUGCCCUGCCUGCCCUCUCUUGGUGUGCUUCUCUUGAACCAGGCUCCCAGUGCCGACCCGGGGCCCCCCGAGCCCCUCACUUCGCGUCCCCCACCCCGCACCAAGAGUGACCCACCUCUCUUUCA